Messenger RNA from Daucus carota subsp. sativus, 1575 nucleotides. RefSeq names its product SEC12-like protein 1. Gene Ontology annotation, cellular component: endoplasmic reticulum membrane. Bases 281 to 1426 code for a protein of 381 amino acids. The transcript has 10 exons. Gene Ontology annotation, biological process: protein secretion. The record is from RefSeq and is a predicted model, not a curated record. NCBI's taxonomy places the organism in Eukaryota, Viridiplantae, Streptophyta, Magnoliopsida, Apiales, Apiaceae. Gene Ontology annotation, molecular function: guanyl-nucleotide exchange factor activity; protein binding; GTPase activator activity.
AUAAAAGGGAAGGGGCAAAGAAAUCCCCGCCGGGCGGGCGAAUAAGAAACCGAAUAUCCACUUAUCCGUAACAAGAGCGUUGACCGUUGACAUCUCCUUCUCCUCACCCUCUCUUCUUAUUAAUAUCAUCAUCGACACACCCACCUGCUCUGAUCAACACAACAUCAACAAGAACAAGAAGAAGAAGAAAAUAAAUAAGCGAUUCCACUGCUUCUUUUCUUCUUGUUUCAUCUCACUUUCUUUUUAAUUUUAUUAUAAUUAUUCACACAUAAAUAAUAAGAUGGAGGGAAAGGUUGGCUGCGCAUCGUGGAUCCGACGGCCAGAAAACGCCCAUCUCGUCGUCUUGGGAACGAUGAAGCAACUCACUCAUCCCGCCUCCCUUCAAAUCUUCUCCUUCGAUCCUCUCACUACUUCGCUCUCAUCUUCUCCCAAGGCGAGUUAUGAAUUUGAAAACGGGAGUGAAGCUGUAAAUAUAGCUGUGCAUCCUAGUGGAGACGAUUUUGUUGCUUCCACUACUUCUGGAGACUGCAUGUUGUUUGAGUAUUAUGGUCAAAAACUGUUGCCAAAAGAAUUACAUCCCCUUCAAGGUGUAGGUCCACAAAAAUGUCUUGCUUUUAGCACUGAUGGAUCCAAAUUUGCUACUGGUGGGGUGGAUGGACAUCUACGGAUUUUCGAGUGGCCAAGUAUGCGCAUCAUUUUAAAUGAACCAAAGGCCCACAAUUCAUUCAAUGAUAUGGACUUCAGCCUUGACUCAGAGUUCUUAGCUACAACAUCUACUGAUGGUUCAGCAAGAAUCUGGAAAACAGAUGAUGGUGUUUUAAUAACUUCCUUGACCCGCAAUUCUGAUGAAAAGUUUGAACUAUGUCGUUUUUCCAAGGAUGGUACAAAGCCAUUUUUGUUUUGCACCGUUCAGAAGGGCUUCAAAGCUGUGACUUCUGUCUGGGACAUAAGUAAUUGGACCAAAAUUGGUCACAAGAGACUGCUGAGAAAACCUGCCUCAAUUAUGUCUAUCAGUUUGGAUGGGAAAUAUCUUGCACAGGGGAGCAAAGAUGGGGAUGUUUGUGUAGUUGAUGUUAAAAAAAUGGAAAUUUGUCAUUGGAGUAAAAGGCUUCACUCAGGCUCUUCAAUUGCAUCACUGGAUUUCUGCCCCAGUGAAAGAGUUGUGCUGACUACUUCUUCAGAAUGGGGAGCUAUGGUGACUAAACUAUCUGUUCCUGCAGAUUGGAAAGACUGGCAGAUAUAUUUAGUGCUUCUGGGACUAUUUUUGGCGUCAGCAGUUGCAUUUUACAUUUUCUUCGAGAAGUCUGAUUCAUUUUGGAAUUUUCCACUUGGGAAGGAUCAAACUACAAGGCCGAAGAUCAAUACAAUUCUGGGUGAUCCACAGUCCGAAGAUUGGGGAGCCUUUGGACCAUUAGAUAUCAUGUAAUAGACAAUCUUCAUAUUUUGACGAUUUUCUCUAAGAGGUGGGAUAUGCAACUGGAUCAGAAUAAGUACAGUUUGAGGUGCUUAGGCAGCCUUUGUUUUGUAGUCUUGUUAUUUAACAUUAAGGAAAUGAAAUGUAAGUCUUGUUUUGUA